CCGGCCCAUACAGAGUGUGAUGGUAUUUUGUAUCCUGCUUCAGACAAAUCAUCAUCAUCCCAGUAAACCAGCAAACGACAGGUUUCCUGAGGUAUCCAUUGAUACUUCCUGUGCACCCGACCGACUACAGUCUGUGUAUUGAAUUAUGAUGAUGCAUGAUGUAUAUAUUCAUCCAUUCUUUUCCCCACACAUGCCGCGAUAUAUAGCUUAGGAGUUUGUGUGCAAGGCUGGCUUGGCUGACCUUGCUGGCUGGCUGAAAAUACUCCUCCAACAGCGAGUUAUAGCUCCGCAGUGGUAAUCUGGAGUGCACUGUGCAAGUUGUCGUCAUGUGAUGUUGCAGUGUGGUUAAGGGGAGGACACCCAUCAAUCGCGCAUGCGUGCCGCUCUACUCGUUUCCGCCUUGAUGCGUUGGCAGGUCCAUCCAGGGCAAAUGAUUGCGUGUUGAAUGCAAUGAUAAUCAGCUAUUGGUACUACACGAGGCAUUGCUAGGCAGCAAGGGACCGGGAGAAAUACUGAGGCCAACACAAGAUCCUGUCUGCAAAACUCGUCCCGGGGAGUUCAAUAGGCUGAGACUCCACCGGCGUAUCCUCUGCGGUGCAUACAUUAUUCAUGAGGUUGCACAGUAGAGCGUGACUGAGCGGCCACCACGCACACACUAAGCCAGACGGUGGGCCGGGGCCGCAUCUCAUCUUACUAGACCCCAGCUGCAUCAUCGUCAUGUCUCGCCGCAAACAGGCCUUGCCAGCCCGGAUAACAGAUUUGACUGAAGGAGCUGAUAGGGAACAGGAAACAAAGGCCUCAACUGAUGGGCAAAUUGGUGACAUCCAGGAAGCAGAGAUGGACCACAAAGACAGAACAGUCAGCGUCCGAGAGACACGGUCGAGUACGAGCGGUAGCAGCCAGAACGUAACGAGUACCCACAAAAAGGCUCCAAAGACAAAGGGGGUUGGGCUGCGCGGGUCACCAGUCAAGGGUGAGAGGUCAGGUCUCCGACGGACCCAGCGCAAGAACGCCGCCCAGAGGUACAAGCUGGGGAAGAUAGCCGCGGCCGAGGAGAACAAGAUGAUUGGCGCUGAGCUGCGAAGUGAACGACGGAGGUCAACAGAGGUCGCUGUGAAGGGCAAAGCAGCGGUGGCAAAGAGAACCAGGAGUACAGGGAGGGUAUCAACUGACAGUCUUGGUGGCGAUGGAGUUAAUGAGGAUGAUGCAAUCGGCACCGAGACUGAAGUUGGAAAGGCGAGUCCGAGAUUGAUGAAUGGGAGCUUUGAACCGCAGGUGGAUGACCCUCCAACACCCAAAAGCACCAACGAUGACCCCGCUCCCAAUCACCAGUUACCCAAGAGAGCCCCGACAGUCGCUGACUCACACCUUGAGCCCCUGAAUCUGGCCACGGGGACUGACAGCUCCAGUUGCCCGGAACCGUCGGGGACAGGUUGUGCUGCUAAGCCACAGCCGUCGGCGGAGGAUGACACUGACCGAGCCUCGGCCUUCAGCAACAGCAGCGAUUCACCUCAUCAUCAGCAUCCUGGUACAGACUUGGCCCACCGUCAUCUUUGCAGUGAUAGCACUGCUGACACGGGAUCGAGCCCCCGUGCCACAUCAGAGGAAGUCGGGGCUGAGUCAGGCAUGCGGAGUGACAGCCCAGUUGGGGAGCAGAGCCCAGACCCGGCCGUGGCCUCGGCAGGGGAGACUGUGAUGUCUACGGCUGAUGGCAGCGAGGCAACACAGGGAUCCAGCAAACAGCCAGAUGGAUCAAUCUCAGAUGACACAUCAGAAACUUCUCCCUGGACAAAGAAUGUCUUCAAACGGCGACGCCCCAUGGAGGAAGGCAACACAUCACUGACCUGCCCAGUCUGCUCUGAAGGGUUUGAAGACAAGCAUCACCUGACUGUCCACUUCAGAGAGCACAACACCAUCACCAGUGACGGCACCAUGCACUCCUGCAAGCUUUGCGGCAAGAAGCUGAGCUCCACAAGCUCCCUGGAUCGCCACAUGCUGAUCCACUCUGGAGAACGACCCCACAGGUGCCCCAUCUGUCCCAUGUCCUUCACGACUAAUGGGAACAUGCGCCGCCAUGUCCGCACCCACGAGAAGGGUGCCUCUAAUGGCACUGCUACAAACACAGAAGGGGAGUAUAUCACUGAGACGAUGUACAGCAAGCCCCGGAAACGCAUCCCAUCCAAGCGUCUCCUCAGCUCUGAGGAGCCUGAGUCGGACUUCUUCCUAUCCAAGCGGAUGGCCUUAGACAAUAAGGACAGCCCAACCAAAGUCCGAGUCAAGGAGGAGGAGCUGACCUGCCCAGUAUGUAAUAAGACCUUCUUGUGCCACUACGGCCUGCAGACCCACAUGGAGCUCCACCCCAACGUGGUCAUCAAGUGUGACCAGUGUGACGCUACCUUCAAGAACCACCGGGGUCUGCGGAUGCAUGUGAUGAUGUCCCACAAGAAGUCCAGCCCCAGCAAGGCUUCCACUCCUCCUGAUGUGCCCCUGGGCUUCCAAGACCUUGGCUACGUGGCUGACAUCUCCUGUGACAAGUUUCCCCUCAUAGCUCAGGAGUGGUGCGAGCGCAACGUCCGGCGUUGCAACAGCAUCGCGCAUAGAUUCAUCUGCUCGGUAUGCAGUAAGGCAUUUCCUUGUUCCAGUGCUCUCGAUCUACACAAAGAGAAAAAUCAUGCCAUCAAAGCCAAUGCCUCUAAGCCAAAGCCUGUCAUUGAAAAUGCUGCAAGCCCUAGCAAGGAAGAAAACCUUCUUACAAAAGAUGUUGAGCCGACUAAGGAGAACAAACACUAUUACAACAAACUACGAGAAACGUUUCCCUCCCAGGAGGAGUUUAUGGCCACACUGCUGCUCAAACCCAACCCCUCUCCCAAUACCAAGGUGCUUCCAAACCAUCACCUUACUCUGGGACAGCCGAAAAUGCCAUCCCAGAAUAAAGCCCUGUCAUCCCACUCUGUGCCUGACGAUCAGAGCCAUGCCGAUAGGGACUUCGCUGAUGUUGGAAAAAUUCUGACCCUGACUACCUCAGCAUCAAGUAAUCCUCUGUCGAUGCUGAAGCAUCUUAGCAAGGGUGCUAAGCAAUCUCCAGUAAAACCCUCCACACUUUCUUCCGCAUUUACCUCGCCUUCAUCCAAGUCCAAGGCAAAGGCUGGUGUCUUCACAGCCUCUAAACCCCCGCCCGCUCACUCCCAUUUUCCCGGUCAGUACAAAGCCCACAUCCGACAGGCCGACAACGAGCCACGAUCAGCCGACCCUGCCACAGAGAUGCAUUUUCCCACUGAGGUGGCAAGAGACGAGUGUAAGAUGGAGUCAGCAGCCACCACAAGCGAGGAAACGGCAUCCGACAUCGGAACAGAGUCUGAGCCGAUGGAACCCGAGAAAACCAAAGAAGAUUCUGAAGACGAUAAAGGCAACAAGAAGGUCGGCAAGUAUGUCUGUAAGUACUGUCAGGAAAGCUUCCUGCAGUACAGCAGUUUGAAGAUUCAUCUACGUACUCACAUGGGGCUUACACCCUUCAAGUGCCUCUUGUGCGAUUACUCAAGUGCUGAUAAGAGCACCUUGGUCAGACAUAUGAGGACCCACAGCGGUGAGCGCCCCUACUCCUGCAAAAUUUGUGAUUUCCCCUUCACCACCAAGGCAAACUGCGAGCGCCACAUUAAGAAGCGACACGGCAAAGCAUCAAAGCUGGACAUAGAAAUGACCAUCAUCCACAACUCGGCCGGCAGUGCAGGCAGUGAUGCCUCCACGAGCAGGUUCCGCACGCCGGACACCUUCUGCAAACACUGCAACAGGGAAUUCAGGUUCUUCCGUGAUCUGCAGAAUCACCUGAAAGUCCACCAGCGGACCCCUAGCAAGCCCUUCUUUUGCCUCAAGUGCCAAACGGGCUUCAGCUCCAAGAACAACUGCAGCCGCCACAUCAUAAAAUGCCACCCAGAAAUCACCAAGGAUGACGUUGACAACUACAUGAUGGUUAAACAGAUGGAAGUUCAGGACAUCACCCAGACAAUGGCCAAUUCCUUUGCCAGCAACGGAGAACAACUAUCACCCAUAGAUUUCAGCAAGAAAUCCCCCUUGAUGGUAUCCGAUAGCGACCUGAGUGACCAGUCCUGGUUAAGUGCCUACACCUUGCCUAACCUGACCGACCUGGAUGCACCUAUUGACCUUAGUCUACCCAAAGACAAGAGUUCUUCCUCCUUCUUGCCUCCUGUUGACAGCAGCCUGGGCCGACUGCGGUUCAAGAGAGUCUACCACAAGUUCUACAGCAAAACCUUAGAUGCCUUGGUGUGUCCUCACUGCAGCAAGUCCUUCAAGCGGGGCUCCAUCUUCAAAGAGCAUAUCAGAUCCCACACUACAGAGCGACCCCACCGCUGCUACUACUGCAAGGCUGCAUUCACAAUGAAGGAAAGUCUGGAGAAGCACAUUGAGCGCCGCCACAGUGACGAGUCCAAAAGUGAGUCUCCUGCCCAGUCCUUCAUCCCCAAGAUUGCCACACCAAUGCAAUUUAAGCUGAUGUCCCGUUCCAGCCAGGGCCUGAGAGUCCGAAUCUCCCUUGACAAUAUUGACAAUGACCCAGUCGUCAAGCCAGAUGUGGAACAACAAACUUCUAACCUCCAAUCCCCUGGUAGUAGCUUUGGUUCAGAUGCCAGCGGAGAGCUGGCCAGUGUCUCCAAAAUUCUUGCUGCCAGCAGCAACAACUUCCAAGUAUGCUUUCCUCAAACUGGGGGACAAGCCAAGCAAGAGGGGGAAAUGGAGAAAGAAGAAUAUGCUAAAGACGAGGAGCUGUCCAUCAAGGAAGAGUUUCUAGAACUUGAGAAUCCCACCAAUACAGCUGGUAAUGCAGAAUGGGAUCAGGCACAGAUGCAAGACGUGGACUUAGCCGAGGAGUACGACUUGGUCAUUGAUGAAUCCCUUGCAUCCUCUUCCGAGGCAGGCGAUGGACAGGAGUUAAACAAGACGAAAGAGCGGUCCUCAGAGCGAGACAGAUCCAACCUCCCUACUAAGGAGAUGUGUCCAUACUGCAACCGCAAGUUUCCAUGGAUCAGCUCACUGAGGCGUCACAUCCUGACACACACAGGCCUCAAGCCAUUCCAGUGCCCUCAAUGCAACAGUAGCUUUUCCACAAAGUCCAACUGCGAACGCCACAUCGUACGCAGGCACUGUCUCAAUGUGAAUCCUGGAUCCAAAGUCCCUGAAAACCCAUUCUCUUGCCUGGAGGGCUGCACAGACAGUGCCUAUUCCACAAAACUGAAGCUGAUGAAGCACUACGAGGUUAAACACGUAGGAAUACCCUUCCCAGAAUGCUACAAGAAUGAGGUGAAGAAGCUACCAGCUUCUGUCAUCAGGAAUGCACUCGCCAAGCGAGCAAACAAGCUCAGCUUGUCACGUUCAUUUGGUAACUCGGAAUUCAAAAGCAAAGUGGGUUUUACGGGGACCACUCUGAAGCUCUCUAGACACAAGCAGUUCCUGAAGAGGAGACACUCUUCCGUGGAUGACAAACCACUGGCCCUUGUCAAGAAGAAUUCAAAUUCAUCUGCAUCAACCUCUGAGGUUGGAAAUAACAAAUCUCACGAGUUUCAUUCAAAGAAGAAGCAUAGUGUAUCUGUCAAGGGCAAACCAUUUCCUAUUAUUUUCAAGAAAAAGAAGAAACACAAGCUUCCUCCAUCAAUGGUUAAUGGCAGUGACACCACUGAGGAUCAGGCAUCUGACAAAGCUGCAGGGGAUCUCUUAGCGACUGACGAUACUGACCUCAUCACUGCAAAUCAGGCGAAUGUCAUGGGCGAGCCAAGCAAACAGCCUGCAAUCAGAAGCAAGUCCAAACGUAAACAUGCCCGGCACUGCUGCAGCCAGUGCUGCAAGCGCUUCAAGAGUGCCACCACACUCAAGCGCCACUAUCGUGUCCACACCUUAGAGCAUCCAUUUCGCUGUGCCGAGUGCUCUGCCAGUUUCACCACCAAGUUCAACUGUCAGCGCCACAUGUUGAAACUUCACGGCAAGUCCAAAGAGGAGACCCUGGCCCUCAUUGAGAAGCAACGAGCUGAGAUGACUCCUGGCAUUCCGGCCACAAAGCAACAGAAGGCUAUGGGCAACCAGGAAUUUGCUUCACAACAGAACGGCCAGGAGUCUGGUGCAGACCAUGGCUCACAGUUGGGCAGCAGCAAAAUUCCAAAUGGCGUAUCGAAUCCAGAUGUCACACCUUCCAGAGUCAAAGGCACCAGAGGCAAAACUGAUGGAGAGAAGCAAGCCGAAGCAGAAGACGAAUCCAAGGAGAAUCCAAGCGAUGAUGAAGCAGAUGCAAUGGAGGAGGAAAAUGGGGACCUGGAUGGUGAUGACUUUGGUGGAGUAGGCGAAGAGAUGGAGUUUGAUGAUGCCAUCUUGGACUCGGACCCAGAGGCGAGCAAUAAUGGCAGCGUGGACUUUGAGGCAACGUGGGAUGGGGAUUCAGGCAUUGGACCCUCAGAUGACCUCUACCAUCCUGCAGAGACCAGGGACUGCUCCAUCAUUAGCCCUAGUGGCCGGGGACGAGAUGUCUUCGUCUCGGGACAAACCGACAACUCAGACAUGAUCCAGAAUCUACUUGGGAUACAAGACUCAUCUGUCCUCGAUGAGAUGUUGGAUUCUGCAGAUUCUGCUGCCAAGCUCCUUGGUGUGGAGUAAGUCAAAAUAUGUGGGGAAAAAACAGUGGCAACGUUAUUUUAUGACAAGUAAAAGUAUUAUUUUGCUGGCCAAUUAAAAAACUUUUGAGACAAUACGAUUCGACAAAAUUGAAGGUGAAAAACAAUUAUGGCCAGACAUGCUCAUAGUGAUUUCUCAGAUAAGAAAACUUCCAACAGAAAUCUUCCAUGUUUGCCAAAUCAUUAAAAACUUCACUGUUUAGAUACAUGUAUAUCCAUAAAAUAUUUAGUCUUGACAAUGACUAUU
This is a messenger RNA of Patiria miniata (bat star), 6915 nucleotides long. It is a transcript of the gene rreb1, whose product is annotated as ras-responsive element-binding protein 1-like. The transcript is spliced from 3 exons. Lineage: Eukaryota; Metazoa; Echinodermata; Asteroidea; Valvatida; Asterinidae. Gene Ontology annotation, cellular component: nucleus. Gene Ontology annotation, biological process: regulation of transcription by RNA polymerase II. The record is from RefSeq and is a predicted model, not a curated record. The coding region runs from base 718 to 6651 and encodes 1977 amino acids. Gene Ontology annotation, molecular function: RNA polymerase II cis-regulatory region sequence-specific DNA binding; DNA-binding transcription activator activity, RNA polymerase II-specific.